Molecule: messenger RNA, 1133 nt
Organism: Paramecium tetraurelia
Lineage: Eukaryota; Ciliophora; Oligohymenophorea; Peniculida; Parameciidae
Exons: 5
Source: RefSeq, a predicted model, not a curated record
AUGAGAAUAGUCCCUGUAUUGACUCUUAUCCUUGCAGUCGCAACUGCUAGAGUAGCAAAGACAGAAAGUCCAAAGGAAAUCUUGGCUUAAGUUAACAAAGAUUCAUUUGGAAAUUCAGUGUUGUCAGUCCUUCAACUCUAAUUGGCCACAGGAGGACCUGUUGGUGAAAUUCAAAUUCUCUUAAACAAUAUUGCUUCCCAACUCAACGGAGAUUAAAAGAAAGCUGAUAAAGUUCAUGAGAGCGAUACAGUUGCUUUCGAAAAGAUCAUUGCUGACUUAGAACAAGAAAUUGCUUAUCACUAAACCCAAAUUGUUGCUCUUUCAAAUUUGAGAGAUUCCACAACCGAAGCAUUGGGUGAAGCUGAAGUUGAAGUCAGAGUUGUAACCUCAGACAUUGCCAAUAACGAAAAAAGCUUUGCUGAUGAAUCUGCUACAAGACAAUCAUAACAUGACACAUGGGUUAGAAAGGAUGCAGAACACGUUGAUUAAAUCGAUGCCAUUGAUGAAGCCUCAAAGAUCGUUUAACACUUGUAAGCUGGUGUUGCCUUUGCUCAACUCAAAAGUAGAUUCGAAAAAGUCUAAGCCAAAUUGAUGGAAUCCAAGCAUCGCUCUCUUCAAGCCACUCAUCAAUGCCUUGACACAACUUAGCCUCCAAGCAUCAUCAAGAUCUUAGAACUCUUAGCUUAAAUCAGACAAUAAUUAGUUGCCAGCAGAGCUUCCCUUCUUGCCACAGAAGAAAGACAAGCUGCCAACUGGGAAGUCUAAAGCGGUCACUUAUAAGAGGAACACAAGAGAUUAGUUGAAAGAAAGGCAUUCUUAGAAAAUUCAAUCGUCUAAUUCAAAGUCACCAUCUAAGAAGCUGUCGAAGACUUAGAAGAUUAAACUUUAUUCCUUGAAGAUGCUGAAGAUUCAUUGGCCAUUUAAGAAAGAUGGGCUGCUGAAUAAGAAUCCCAAUAUGAAGCUCAAACCUUUGAAAGAGAAUAAUAAUUGGAAGUUGUUGAGAGAUUAUAAGAAGUUCUCACCUAAAAGUUGAGCGCUGCAUCAGAAUUCCUCCAAAUUAGAGAAGAGGUCUUUUGAUAAUGAAGUUCAAUAUAUCAAUAUCCAAAUCUUAAUAAAAUCAUUUCUAAUUUUAA